CUCGAUCAGUUGCUGGGUUUGCUUUCUGAAAAUAACAGAUUCGGCCACGGGCAAUGAAGAUUUUGCCCUUGAUUCCAUGCUCUGUGUCUCAAAUUUAAGGCUCAUACCAGACCAAAACGAUGGAGAAGAGGAAACUCACACAAAGGGAUGCCUUUACUAUUCUUCUGCUAUAAAAUCCAAAUUGAAGAAUCCCACUGACGUUGGCAAUCUCAUGCGUUUUGGAGGAGCGGGUUCUGAAGCGAGCAUCCAUCUCCAUUUGGAUCAUUGAUGUCCAAGCCAAGGGUGUCCUCAUUCGCAGGAAUGAAGGUGGCGCCUUUCUCAUGCACACCAACUGUUCCACAUGUGGCCCAUUGAGCUAGGUAUGAAGAGUUAGGGCUGUGUGCUACUCCCAUUAUAAAUUUUAUUUACCAGCUUUUAUAUGAAAAUCCGUGGUCAAAUUUACCAGCAAAAAAUUGAGGGAAACCAAAGAAUACAUGAACACCAUGGAAAAAGCACUGGGUGGCAGUAGGCUCCCUAAACAGGUUUAAAGUUCUGCUAGAAUUUCUGCAAACGUUGUUUAGCCAAAUGAUAUGUUGGCACAGGGAGAGGCCAAGGUUUCACAUUGUGAAGAUUGACAAAACUACCAAUCAAAAGGUUCUUUUUUAAUAUGCUUCAUAUUUCUCUGAAGAAAUAGCCAGGGGAAUUCUUUGGGAGAAAGAAGAUCACAUAAAUUCACUUUCUGAGCUGAUCAUGUUGGCAUUUCUUCUCAAAUUUGAUGAAGAAGCUGUUGGGUUUUGAAGUUAAAUAAUUUGCAAGUUUUUGUGGAGGAUAAGUUUCUGUCAGCAGCCUAGGCAUGGUGAGCACAGUUGAUAUUCCUUGUGAGUGAGUAGGCAUGGCAUAUGAAGUAUGGCUGGGUGAAGGAUAUGGUAGUUUGUAAUAUUAGGCUUAUUUGGAAAAAUUAGACUAUUACAAAGGAGAUUUCAUCUUCACAAGGAUGAUUACUAUAGGAAGCAUUCCGGUUGCUCAGAGCAAUAGGGCACAAUUGCUUCCACUACUGCCUGCUAGGGUGCCUAUUUAAGGAUCAUUCAGGUACAAUUCCUAUGCUUUACUAAAGUUUGCUCUGAUUUUUUCUUAUAAGAAAACAGCUUGAAUUCAACUUAAUAUAGUCUGGUAGUAUAGCUCUACUUGUCAAUUUCUACUUUUGAAAAGAAGAUCUACUUUGACAAGUGAGCUUUAUAAAUGUAUAGACACAAUUUUGUACAACUUGGAACUCAACUUUUUCUUGUUUCAUAAUGCCCCAUGUCCAGAAAUUUUGAUUUACUAUAAUGGAGACAUCUGUUUUAAAAAUCAGUUACAUGUUAGGUAGUCUCUAGCAUUGUCCAUGACAUCUAACAUUAAAAAACUCAUCUAGGAAAGUUCACUUCUUUUAACAUUCAAGAUAGAUUGUGAGAUGCAAGCUUCAGAAGAAGCUGAGGUUGAAAGAAUGUCAAUGAUCGGAUGGGCAACACCAGAUGCUCAAUGCGUGGAGGAGAAAAAUAAAAUACAGUGGAAAUUGGCUUCAAGCAAUUGAACAACUUCAUCUUCUGUAGGGAUAAUGUAGUUGCUCACUUCUUGAUUCAAUUGCUGCUGAUGAAGUUCAAGGAAAAGAAAAGAGCCAGAAGAAACAAUCCUAUCAGAUGGAUGCAUGCACAUGGAGAAGACACAUGCAUCUUUACAUUCCCAAGGAUGCUUUGCAGGGUUUGUCUUGCAGAAAUCCUCAAAGGGAUCACCACUUCGUGCAGCAGGCAUGCCAGGCCACUUGCUUGCUACAAGAUGUGCCAAAUCAACUACCCUUUGGCUACAAAUAACCAUCAUAUUACUGCUAGUAACUGGCCACCACCUUAACCAUGUCGUCUCCCAUUACCAUGGUUAGCAAAGUGUCAAUGUUAGAAGAAACAUCACUGCACCUGAAGUCCAUUGACACAAAAGGAACAUCACAGACGGUCAAUAUGCCUUCAAUGGCUCCUCAGCUACCUUUCUAAAGGCAACAUUGACAUCCUCAGCUGUAAUCCCCUUCUCAACAUUCACAACAAGGCUAACAAUUGAAAAACUUGGUGUUAGUACACGGAGUGCAAUGCUAUUGAGCUUGCCGUAGAGCCGGGGUAGAACAAGACAGACGACCUUGGCUGCACCAAUACUUGUUGGGACCAUGUUCGAUGCUAUUGGAAUUCAUUUGGAAUUCAAAAUUCUUUGAAUUAGCUCAAGCUCUAUAUCCAAGUAGUAUUUUGGUCAGUGCAAGUACUUGGUCUCCAAUUUAUGAAUAGGUCAUUGUCAUUGUUCCCUUUACAAUUCUUGCAUAUUAGUUUCAAUGAAGUCAAAGAAAACUCAUAACAAGGUUAUGUGAAAUUUGCCAAGUGAUGAUUAGUUAUUAAAUAACAAAUCAACAG
Messenger RNA from Rubroshorea leprosula, 2405 nucleotides. The record is from the annotation of a GenBank genome assembly. NCBI's taxonomy places the organism in Eukaryota, Viridiplantae, Streptophyta, Magnoliopsida, Malvales, Dipterocarpaceae.